AUGUCCAGCAUCUUUGCCUACCAGAGCUCUGAGGUGGAUUGGUGCGAGAGUAAUUUCCAGCACUCGGAACUGGUGGCUGAGUUCUACAAUACGUUCAGCAAUGUGUUCUUCCUCAUCUUUGGACCUAUCAUAAUGUUCCUCAUGCAUCCUUAUGCCCAAAAACGGACCUGGGCCAUCUACGGCGUCUCGGUCCUCUUCAUGGUCAUAGGUUUGUUCUCCAUGUACUUCCACAUGACACUCAGCUUUCUGGGGCAGCUGCUGGAUGAGAUUUCCAUCCUGUGGUUGCUGGCCAGUGGCUACAGCGUCUGGAUGCCCCGUUGCUACUUCCCGAAGUUCAUCAAAGGAAACAGGUGCUACUUCAGCUGCCUUGUAAUUACGACCACCAUAAUCAGCACCUUCUUGACGUUUGUGAAGCCCACGAUCAAUGCAUAUGCUCUCAACAGCAUCGCCAUACACAUUCUCUACAUAGUGCACAAGGAGUACAAGAAGACCAGCAAUGGGGACCUUCGGCAUCUGAUUGAGAUGUCUGUGAUCUUAUGGGCUGCUGCGUUGACCAGCUGGAUAAGCGACCGUGUGCUUUGCAGUUUCUGGCAGCGGAUCCACUUCUCCUACCUGCAUAGCAUUUGGCAUGUCCUCAUAAGCAUCACCUUCCCUUACGGUAUCGUGACCAUGGCCCUUUUGGACGCAAAGUACGAGAUGCCAGGUCAAACCCUCAAAGUCCACUACUGGCCCCGGGAUAGUUGGUUCAUUGGGCUACCCUAUGUGGAGAUCCAGGACAACGACAAAAACUGCUGA
Molecule: messenger RNA, 795 nt
Organism: Chionomys nivalis (European snow vole)
Lineage: Eukaryota; Metazoa; Chordata; Mammalia; Rodentia; Cricetidae
Gene: Acer1
Product: alkaline ceramidase 1
Exons: 6
Coding region: 1-795 (264 amino acids)
Biological process (GO): ceramide metabolic process
Cellular component (GO): membrane
Molecular function (GO): hydrolase activity, acting on carbon-nitrogen (but not peptide) bonds, in linear amides
Source: RefSeq, a predicted model, not a curated record